AAUGGUGAGCUAGGGGCAGGGGUCGUGGGCGGGACAGUGUUCUGGACCCCUUCUAGAGCCUAAAUUUGUUGCUCUAGUUCCUCCAGGAAGCCCUCCAGGUAGAUUCUGGGGGCCGGGAGCUGGGAUCCCUGGGCGGGAAGCAGGGGAAGGGAUGGGGGACUGAGGACCGCGAAGAAGAGAGAAGAAGGGGGUCUUGGGGGAGGGAGGAAAUGCAAGAGAGAGGAGGGAGGAGGAACAAGAGGAAGGAGAGAAGUGCGGCCAGCUUGCUUUCUCCAGUCGGGUGGCCGCGGGGACCUGGGCGACGUCGGAGGCCCUGCCCAGAACCCAGGCGGCAGCCCCCACCCUCGCGCUGCGACACGCCCCCCACCCCUUCCGGCUCACACCCCCGCCCACACUCCUGAGUGGUGCGGUGCAGCGGCGGCCAAGGCAGCAGAGCCGAGGAGAGCAGGUCCACACUCUGCAUCCCUGGAUCAGGACUCACCAAGACACCCAUCCUGGAAAAGGUCCCCCAUAACAUGGCAGCAAAAACUCCCAGCAGUGAGGAAGAGUCUGGGCUGCCCAAACUGCCCGUGCCCCCCCUGCGGCAGACCCUGGCCACGUACCUGCAGUGCAUGCGACACCUGGUGCCUGAGGAGAAGUUCAGGAAGAGCCAGGCCAUUGUGCAGCGGUUUGGGGCCCCUGGUGGCCUCGGUGAGACCCUGCAGCAGAAACUGUUGGAGCGGCAGGAGAAGACAGCCAACUGGGUGUCUGAGUACUGGCUGAAUGACAUGUAUCUCAACAACCGCCUGGCCCUGCCUGUCAACUCCAGCCCCGCCGUGAUCUUUGCUCGGCAGCACUUCCCUGGCACCGACGACCAGCUGAGGUUUGCAGCCAGCCUCAUCUCUGGUGUACUCAGCUACAAGGCCCUGCUGGACAGCCACUCCAUUCCCACUGACUAUGCCAAAGGCCAGCUGUCAGGGCAGCCCCUUUGUAUGAAGCAAUACUAUGGGCUCUUCUCCUCCUACCGGCUCCCCGGCCAUACCCAGGACACGCUGGUGGCCCAGAACAGCAGCAUCAUGCCGGAGCCUGAGCACGUCAUCGUAGCCUGCUGCAAUCAGUUCUUUGUCUUGGAUGUUGUCAUUAAUUUCCGCCGUCUCAGUGAGGGGGAUCUGUUCACUCAGUUGAGAAAGAUAGUCAAAAUGGCUUCCAACGAGGACGAGCGCUUGCCUCCAAUUGGCCUGCUGACGUCCGACGGGAGGAGCGAGUGGGCCGAGGCCAGGACAGUCCUCGUGAAAGACUCCACCAACCGGGACUCGCUGGACAUGAUUGAGCGCUGCAUCUGCCUUGUGUGUCUGGAUGCGCCAGGAGGCGUGGAGCUCAGCGACACCCACAGGGCACUCCAGCUCCUUCACGGCGGAGGGUACAGCAAGAAUGGGGCCAAUCGCUGGUACGACAAGUCCUUGCAGUUUGUGGUGGGCCGAGACGGCACCUGUGGUGUGGUAUGCGAACACUCCCCAUUUGAUGGCAUCGUCCUGGUGCAGUGCACCGAGCAUCUGCUCAAGCACAUGACACAGAGCAGCAGGAAGUUGAUCCGAGCAGACUCUGUCAGCGAGCUCCCCGCCCCCCGGAGGCUGCGGUGGAAAUGCUCCCCGGAAAUUCAAGGCCACUUAGCCUCCUCGGCAGAAAACCUUCAACGAAUAGUAAAGAACCUUGACUUCAUUGUCUAUAAGUUUGACAACUACGGGAAAACAUUCAUUAAGAAGCAGAAAUGCAGCCCUGAUGCCUUCAUCCAGGUGGCUCUCCAGCUGGCCUUCUACAGGCUCCACCGAAGACUGGUGCCCACCUACGAGAGUGCGUCCAUCCGCCGAUUCCAGGAGGGACGCGUGGACAACAUCAGAUCAGCCACUCCAGAGGCACUGGCUUUUGUGAGAGCCAUGACUGACCACAAGGCUGCUGUGCUGGCUUCUGAGAAGCUUCUGCUCCUGAAGGAUGCCAUCCGUGCCCAGACUGCGUACACAGUCAUGGCCAUAACAGGGAUGGCCAUUGACAACCACCUGCUGGCGCUACGGGAGCUGGCCCGAGCCGUGUGCAAGGAGAUGCCCGAGAUGUUCAUGGAUGAAACCUACCUGAUGAGCAACCGGUUUGUCCUCUCCACCAGCCAGGUGCCCACAACCAUGGAGAUGUUCUGCUGCUAUGGUCCUGUGGUCCCAAAUGGGUAUGGUGCCUGCUACAACCCCCAGCCAGAGACCAUCCUUUUCUGCAUCUCCAGCUUUCACAGCUGCAAAGAGACUUCUUCUAGCAAGUUUGCAAAAGCUGUGGAAGAAAGUCUCAUUGACAUGAGAGACCUCUGCAGUCUGCCGCCACCUGCCGAGAGCAAGCCAUUGGCAACAAAGGAAAAAGCCAUGAGGCCCAGCCAGGAACACCAACCUUAACUCCUGCCACUAGGUUUCACCUCCCAAACUCAGCCUCUAGAGCAGCCAGACCCUGCCGAUCCCCACUCCCAUCCCUUACCCCAGCUUGCCACAGCUCCCUGUCCUCAGAGUCCAACCCACAGAUCACACAGAGUUGGAGUGUUAGGAGAAAAGGGUCCCCUCUUUAUGUAUGGGAAUCGUCAUUUUCAAGGUGCCUUUGGGCCUGUGCACUGGGAAGCGGGACCAGCCUGGCUCGGAGGCAGCCUGGAUGCACUGGCGAGCCACAAUGAGGACUCCUGUGGUCCUCGGAAGCUUAGUGUUCAUGUCUCCUUCUCCAGCAGGACCUAGUGUGUCCAGGUGAUGCUUCUGCCCAAUGAAAGGAUGAGUCACCUUAUUACAUGCAAUGUACCUAAAUGAGUUAGGAAGGAAGAGGCUAACACCAGGUCAUUACCUUUUUUCUUUUUGUGGGGAGAGGAGGCUGUGUUUUGAGAUUCAGAGCAUUCCAAUCGUGGCAUUCUCAGUGCCUCCACUGAGCCGUACAAUCCUGUGAGCACCCGCUCCUCCUAAACACACCACAGAGCCCAAGUCCAUUUAAAAUAUAGUGACUUGGGCCCACAAACACAUUUCUGCUUUUGUGCCCAGGGGCAGCCUUCUGUUGAGCUCAGAAAAUUGUGUCCAGCUAUUCUGAAAGGAAAAAAAAUUUACCUGUGACUGCCCUGGAGUUGCUGCCACUCUCUGCUUAGCAGACGGCAUCAGGGCCAGUCCAAGAAAAGUAAACUGCACAGCCCCAAGCAGAUGGCGCCUGGUGCCAGUGGGUUUGCAAAGGACCUGGCCCCUUCCUGGGGUCCUGCCAUUUGCGUUUUU
Messenger RNA from Macaca mulatta (Rhesus monkey), 3254 nucleotides. It is a transcript of the gene CHAT, whose product is annotated as choline O-acetyltransferase. Gene Ontology annotation, molecular function: choline O-acetyltransferase activity. The record is from RefSeq and is a predicted model, not a curated record. NCBI's taxonomy places the organism in Eukaryota, Metazoa, Chordata, Mammalia, Primates, Cercopithecidae. Gene Ontology annotation, cellular component: neuron projection; cytoplasm. Gene Ontology annotation, biological process: acetylcholine biosynthetic process; neuromuscular synaptic transmission.